GUCCCUGUGCUGCACGGGCUGCAGCGAGACCUGACCGCUCUAAAACCCAGAGACGCACUGGAGCAGUCCUGCGGCCCCCGGGCCCGUACAGAUUCCUGCAGGAACCCGCAAGCGCACACAGGCAUGAGCGCUAGCCAGGACUGCUGUCUUAGAUCUUAGGUUUGGAAGUUGCAGUACAGAGCAUCAUCUCCUUCAUAUGACUAGAAUUGCACAGAGGCACAGAAAUCUGCUUGUAUGAAAUAACAUGCAGAUCAAGGCUUCAGAAAGGGGGAAAAUUGCUAGGCCUCCUGAUAUCAAUGGAAACUAAGAAUUAAACUCUAGGCUUUCACUGAUCAACAAAGGAUGGAAAAGGCACUAAAAAUGAUAAACAAAUUUUUGCAAAAUCUUAAAAAUUGACAGACACUCAGAGGAAACUAUAUUGUCUGAAGAAACUACUUAACCUUUUCAGGUCCUCAGUAACUUCUGGAUGGCCACAAUCAGGGCAAUAAUACCAAUAAAGAGGGUAAUGCGGCAAGUGAGGUGUAACUAGAUGAAAGAGACAGUGUGUGAUGAGAGAGAAAUGGAGAAGACAAGACAGAAAAACUGAAAGAAAACUGAAGAAGGGAGGCCAAGAUACAGGAGGAGGGAAUUCCUGGUCCUAGUUGGCAUGAAGGUGAAAAUCAACAAUGUGACCAAGACGUUCUAUAUAAUUAAAGCAUAGAUGAAAGGCGGAGCCCAAUUUUUCUGUUCCAUAGUGCUGAAGAACAAUGGCUACAUUCAGCAACCUGACUAUUGGCAUUGCUCUUGCCAGUUUUACUGUAUUUCAGCUUCUGUUCCAUGUUUUGAGCUCUUGGGUGUCAACCCGAGUAACACCUGGUUUUAACAAUCUCAGCCAAAAAAGGAAGAUCGAAUGGAAUUCGAGGACAGUGUCCACAUUCCACGCCUUGGUGGUUGGUGGAUUUUGCCUGUACAUUUUGUUGUACGAUGAUGCUGUUAAUGCUGACCACCUCUGGGGUGACCCUUCAAUUGUGAAACUGAAUAUUGCUAUUACCACAGGCUACCUCAUUUCUGAUUUGUUGCUUAUUAUUUACUACUGGAAGGCAAUUGGUGACAAAUUUUUUGUAAUACAUCACUUGGCAGCUCUGUAUGCUUACUAUUUUGUACUGAGCAAAGGUCUGUUGGCUUAUUUUGGAAACUUCCGUCUGCUUGCAGAAUUCUCCACUCCUUUUGUCAAUCAGCGGUGGUUUUUUGAAGUACUGGGAUAUCCCAAAUCUUCGAAGGCCAACAUCAUCAAUGGUGUGCUGAUGACAGUUGUGUUCUUCGUGGUGAGGAUUGCCGUCAUGCCUGUAUAUUACAGCCACGUAAUUUCUUCAUUUGGAACAGAAGCUUUCCAGAGAUUAGGAUUUGCAGCCCAGAGCGCCUGGAUUAUCUCAAGUUUUGUCCUGGAUAUUAUGAAUGUGAUGUGGAUGGUCAAAAUUGCAAAAGGAUGCUACAAAGUCAUUUGUCUUAUUGGACGGGAGGAAGCCAAAACUCAUAGAAAUGGAAAAUCUGACUAGAAGUAGUAUGCAUAAGAUGAAAUUUCUGCUAUGAAAAUAAUUAGGGUUCACUGAAGCAGUGCACAUUUCUGCCAUGGGAUGCUCCUCUUAAGGAAACAAGGUAUUACCUCUGUACUGACCUUCCUGUCCUCAGCCACACUGCCUGCACACCCAGGGCCACGCUUGGGGGAUCCUGUCCCAUGAGGAAUAGAAGCAAAAGCUCCCACCAUUGAGUUCCACGUGUCUGUUCUAAGCGGUUACAAGCUCCUGGAAUUAGAAAGGAGCAGACUGGUUCCUUGCUUGUUGUCCACCAGUGUGUUCGAAGUGUUUCACUCAGGUUUCUCAGAUUAAUGUGUUUUAUAAAUCCAGUGAAUACUGACAUCACUCUUUUUCUAGAAAACAAACUCCCCGAACUCCUGAUAUGGUGCAAUUUUCCUGGCACAUUUCUAUGUUUUCUUCUAGGAAUAACAAUCAAGAUUUAAUUCUUGACAACUUUUUAAUUUUUUGCAAGAAAAGCUAAAAAUUUAGCUUUGAUUCUGUGAAGUCUUUUACUGCUUUUUGUUCUGCCUUAUAUGAAUGCAAACCAUUUUGGGAAAUUUAUGAAAUAAUUUUCUCUAAAAUGCUGUAUUAUAAGACUACAUAAUAUCUUUUAAAAUGUUAAAAUACUCUGAUUUUGAUGGGCAGGAUUCACUUUUGCUGUGUUAGGUUAUAUGCAAUAGUACAUCUUAAUCGCCCAAGGAAUUUUUUUCAUAAUAUAUUAAUAGUAUGGUAAAUUAUGUGUGGAAACAGCAUCAUUCUUAUUUGAGUGCUUUUUCCUUUGCUGCUACUACCUUUGAGAAGUGCUAGUACUCUUCUCAGAGUAUUUUUAACCCUUAGCUAUUUGGAUGCAAAGUUUAAUUGUAAAGAGAGAAAAUUCUUCUGCAUAUGUGAUGUGUAACUUGCAGUAAUAAUUCUUUUUCUUUUAUUGCAGAAAUAACACAUUUAGUAUCAAGCAUUGAGUUUUUUUGUUAUGUUUUCCUUGUUAAUCACAUCGGAAAUCUGAGGUGUUGGCCAAAACCAUUAUUGAAUUUACUGUGCCAAACUUCUGUAAAGCUGUACGAUAAUUUUGUAGAAUGACAGUUCACUUCUGUAGGCACGUUCUGUUUUUUUAAAAACCAUGUAUUUGUCAAGAGAUACUCUGUUCCUUAUUCUGCAAACUUAAAUGCUUGGAGGACAUCAGAGAGGAAUCUUAUGAUCUAGGAAUAGUCUAGUAUCUAAUAUAUAUUUUUUCAUUUAUUUUUAAAUGAUUGUCCAGAGCUGUGUUUGUGUGUAGUUUGGUUUUGUUUUGCUUACUUUAAACCGUAUCUGAAUUGGGACCGAUUGAAUUCUGGGUUUGUUCUGUUUUGUUGACAUUACUCGUUAUUUGUUAUCCCUUCUGGUAAGGCGUGCUAAAAGCAUCCAUAUUCACUCAGUGCUUCCCUACACAUCCCGAUUACUGUAGCAGACUGUUUAAGCAGUUUGUUUUUAAACAAAAAGAUAAAAUAUUUACCGUGUGUAGGAUAAGUGGUUUUCCUGCAGCACAGCGGCUGACACGGGCUGUCCCCUCUGCAGUGGGGCCGCGGGUGCCCUUGUCCCAGGGUGAGGGAUGUGGCCUUCCCAUCCCCCAGCACUCGGAGGUCUGUGACACCCCAGGGGAGGCUGAACUGCCCAAUGACAGUGGUGGCCGCUUUAGUUCCCCAGGUGAAAUGACACCAGGACUGUUGCUUGGGCCGGCGUCACGCGUGCUUUGUUAAGCCCAGUCCCACUGCGCGCCUGGGCCGGCUUGUUCCCAAACCGUUUCCCAGUCCUGCCUUGUUAAGGGAGAUAUCAAGGAUCAUUAAUACUUCUAUUUUUUUUACUCUGUGUUUAUUAAUACUUCUCAGGCCUGCAGACAAAGGUUCUGUUUAUGCUGUGGGGAAGUCAGCGAUUAAUUUGUUGAGCUGUACAAUUUGGGUGAGCGUGGUACCUUCCGUGGGUACCAGUAAAUCCAUCACCUUGGAGAGCUGAUCCGUUGACCUCUGUGCUGAAAGGAACAGACCCCUUUUGUACUCAUUUGCAGAACCUGGUCUCUUUUAAAGUAGUGAUUUCAGUGUAUCUAAUGCAAAAUCUAGGCUACAGGUUCGAUGUUUCUAUCACCUUUAUGAUUUAAAGGUGCAUGCAAAAUACUUUUUUCUUGUUCUUUUUAAGUCAUUAGAUCAGGGAAUCAUUUUGUAAUAGCUUGUUCCUUUCUAAAAUUUUAAAUAGAGUAAAUUCGAACAAUUUGGAGAAUGCGUUUGAAAGUAGAAAUCUGUGUUUAUUUGAGAAGUAGGAUGAAAAACAUUGAUAAGAUGGAUGAUUUGGAGCAAUUCUUAAUGUGAUAACUCUUGUAAACUUUUUGAAAUUCAUCCCUUCCUAGCACUGAUCUUGAACUCCCCCCCACCCCGUGGGGAACAUUAAUUAAAAUGAUCCAUUUCCUUCACUUCUGGAUAGACUUGUGUCUGAUGGAGGGGGAGAGAAAACCUAAGUCAAGCUAUAAUAAAAUUAUGUUAAAACUAGACUGAAAACAAACAAAAAAGCUCCUACAUAAUACACUCUGGGCAACAAUCCAUAAUGGAAGAGUAGUGGGAUAAUUAUUUUAAAACAUGUAAUAUUUUGGAUUGCUGUACAAAAUUAAUGUAAUUAAAACAAUAUUUUGCAAUGCAUUAGGUUUAAAUUUUCUAUUUUUUUCAUGCAUUGCAGUUAUGUCCUGAUGCAUCUACUAUGUGUCAGAAGAAAACUUUAUAAUGAAAAAAGUGAUUAAUACUUAUGUAUUCAGCAAGGACUGUAGUAAACAGUCUGCAAAGUUGUGAUGUACUGAAUACAUUAGUAUAGGGCAUUGUUUACCUGCCAUUACAAGCUUAUAAUACAGCAAAUUAGAUAGCUGUGGCACCCAUUUUUCAAUUGCACUUUAUUAAUUUAAAAACUGUGGUGAAAUAGUGAUGAAAUUUAAUGUUGCAACUUGUGUCUUUGCUUUUUUAUGCAAGAAAGUAGAAGCAUGAUAAGUAGCAUAAUAACAAAUGCUACCUUUAGAAUGUAUUAUUAUCUUAUUAGUGGCUUAAAACUUGUAUUUUUAACCAAUGCAUUGUCUAGUGUAAAAGCAGACUCUUGGUAUGUCACCAGGUGUCUUUGCCAUGGACACAUCAAAUGGAAGGAGUUAAUCGUGUAAAAAACAUUCAGAUAUCUUGUUUUUCUUUUCUUUUACACUCUUUAGUAGCAGGCGAUGUAAAAUUAGCACGAUGGUCAUGGGAAAGUCUAUUUGUACUGCUAAGGCUGGAUAUAGGAAUGCAAGUUUCCCUUUUUUAUGGCUUAACUUUUUCCAUCAAAAGAUGAGUAAAUAUCACUUUCAGAAAUACUACAGGGGAAUUGGUAGGUGAAGUUUUGCAUUUAUAAUUGAUUUGUGGAUACAGUUCUUGCACAAAGGAAGCGUACUUCAAAUAUUCAUUUUCUCGGUGAGUGUUCCAGUGGAUUUCAAUGAAGUCGAGAGCCUUACACUACAGAGAUGCUUUAUGGGUUGUCUGUGUGCAUUCUUCAGUGGUAAGAAUUACAUCUCUGAAGCCUACUCUACCUCUAUAAAUAUGUGCUAUCUUGGGUGAGCUCCAUAGUUUAAUAACUUAACUGCUUAAAAAAUAGAAUCUGUCAAAUAAUGAAAAAUAUCCUAUGCACAGGAAAAUGAGGGGAGCUGACUUUAUAUAUAAAUUCUUACCAAUUCUAAAUUUUGUAUUGAACUUUAUUAGAAAUUACAUUAAUUACAGUGUCUGGAAGAUAGUGACUUUCAUCUUAGAAGAUUAUGGGAGAAGAUUACUCAUAUUGCAAAACUACCGUUAACCUAGCGGUAAAAGCUUACACAAGUGAGCAAAUGUGUUCUGGCAGGUUUAAAGAGGAGAGGUGGAAUAGACAGAACACACGUGUAGAGACCCAGGUGUCUUCUGCUGCUGUGGCUGGAACUACAGACUGAUACGUAGCAGAAAGGUUUAGGUACUUCUGUAUCUCUGUUCACAGUGGAAAACAAAACUUUAACACUUUCAAGCUCCAUAAAAUGAGUUAUCGGUUGUAGAUUGCUGUAUGUUGAGGACUUUUUCUCAUGGACUUACGUGUGUUUUAAGUAUAUGUACCUACAAGCUGUCCAUAAAAGAUAAUUUAAUAGAGAAGUUUGUAAAAUUGUUUUGUGAUGCUUGUGCUGAGCCAUUUGGAGGAAAAUAAAGGGCUGUUUGACAAUUACUCCAGCUUAGGAUCUGGUGCAGUGUUAGCUGCUGGUGAAAGCCAUCGAUAAAGCAAAUAGAAAGAGACUAGAAUUUUCAGAUGAAAAAAUGCAAGUGUGGGAGACUUUGACAGCCCUCUUUCAUAUUUUAAUAGCCUACUGUACAACAUCCUUAUCUGGCUACAAGGAACUUCAUGAGGAAGGAUUUGUUCCUGAUGGAGUGUCUCUGCCUAUGGAACACAUUUGACAGCUAGAAAAAGAACAGUAGUUCAUUGCUGAGAUCCUGACAGCAGGCAAAUGGAAAAAGUGAUCAAUACGUAUGAACUUUAAUGUUCAUCCAAACCUGGGUAAAGUCUCUUUGUUGAACAGAUGACGGCCUUAGGAUUUUCUGAAAGCAACUUGAAGGUUCUUUUUAUAGUAGAGGAAAUGAAAGCUGUGCUGCUUGGGAUGUUGAGAGAUGUGGGAUUAAGCAUUGAAUCACACUUUCAGGUAGUAACACUUGGUGAGGUUUCUUACCCAUUACAAAUCUCUACUAGCUACCUCCUUUGACAUUCUUGCCCUGUUUAUAACCACCAAGCACUUUAUAGCUCAGUGAAGAAUGGAAGGUAGCUACAAAGAAUAAAUUGUAUUGUUUGGUAUAAGAAAUAUUUUGGCAAAAUUUCUUUUGUGAUCAGUUUCAUUGUGUGUUCUCCUGCACUGAGAGGGCAUCUAAUUAUAACACUGUAUUUCAAUUUUUAAUCUAGUUGUAAAGGAAAUGUCUUUAAGAGAGUGAACUAUGAAGAGUUCAACAUGGCUUGGUAUCAACCAUAAAAUGAUUGUGUGCUAUUUAUAACUUCCUACUUAUGGAAAGUACAAAAGAAAAUAAAAUAUUUUGUAGUGUAUCUUUAUUUUUAACCUAUAUGUGGGAUGUCAAACAUUGUACUUGUCUUGUGGACAGGCAUGCUUUUAUGAGCCUAUAAGUAUUUAAGUAUAUGAGAAUCUGCACCCAGGUGGAACAUGUUGCAUGUAAAUUGUCUUCUAAGUUUUUAAAUUUUGGUAUUUUAAAGAAUUUGCUAGGUUUGAAAGCAACACUUAAAUAUUAAUUCUAAGCUGUAAUACAGAACGUAACAUUUUUAAUGCAAUGCGGGAUAUAUUGGUUUUGUUUGUGACUGUAUUCCAGUUUCACAAGGCAAAUCCAUCAUAUGAAUAGGGGGAAAGGAGGAAAAGGGCUAAUCGUGAGCUCAGCUAUAUAAUUUGCACACUUAAUAUGCACACGUUCAAAUAUCCUGGAUUUGCUUCUGGCAUGCAUAUACCAAACAGUGUGUUCUUCAAUAUCUACAGAAGCUUAUAUAUGUAAAAUAAUUUGACACAAGCACAGCUAACCUGAUAUAAAACCAAAUUACAAAAACUGUUGGGAACAAAGGAGUUACAAGUUAGGCAUAAAUAAUGGAGCCCGUAAUUCAAACAGGUUUACAUAAUCUUCUGUAUAAAAAAAACUUGAUAAAUAUGUCUAACUUACGUGCAGAGCAAGGACAAAAACUGUAGAUUUGGCUAGAUUGAUUUCUGGAAAAUCUUGACAAUCUGGUUUGCAGUAAAUACUAAUACUGUCACAAAAUGUCAGGAUCACACUAUUAAAUUCAAACAGUGUGGCCUGAUUGUAGUAGCAAUCCUUACCACGGCACAAGAACUUUGAAAUGCAAUAUAACAAUUCUGCAGAUCAGUGAUAGAAGUAAUCAGUCAUAAUAAGGUGAAUGGUUAAGUAUUAUGGGUUUAAAUUUACUUUUUGUUAUAAAAACCCUCUGAAUUAUUUGUUUGCAUUUCAGUGAUAUUGUAAAGCAUUUCUGUGUUUUGUUUGAACAGUUUAGGAGCUUGCAUAAAAUUAUAUUGGCUGAUUUUUUUUUCUUUUUUUUUCCCCCUUUGAUAUAUGCAAUAAUGUCAAUAAGCAAUAAAUUGCAUGUUGUAUGCAAAGUAUCGGUACUUCAUAAUAAAGGAAAGGAACACA
Columba livia (rock pigeon) is the source of this 7729-nucleotide messenger RNA. It is a transcript of the gene TLCD4, whose product is annotated as TLC domain containing 4. Lineage: Eukaryota; Metazoa; Chordata; Aves; Columbiformes; Columbidae. Bases 747 to 1535 code for a protein of 262 amino acids. The record is from RefSeq and is a predicted model, not a curated record. Gene Ontology annotation, biological process: lipid homeostasis. The transcript has 11 exons. Gene Ontology annotation, cellular component: endoplasmic reticulum; membrane.